This is a messenger RNA of Phoenix dactylifera (date palm), 2076 nucleotides long. Lineage: Eukaryota; Viridiplantae; Streptophyta; Magnoliopsida; Arecales; Arecaceae. The record is from RefSeq and is a predicted model, not a curated record.
AUGUCCACCCAGGUUAAUGCUCGACUCGAUUCAAUUGAGGCCUCACUUCAACGGGUUAUUGAAUCCCAAAAGGUUAGUACUCCCCAUUUACCGGAUCUUGAUGAGGACGAUACCCUAGAACAAAUCCUAGAACAACAAGGUUCGGUUCGGCAGGGCAACUUUGAUCAUAGGUCUGUUCCAGGUCACCAUUAUGCCUACCCUCGCCCUAGAGGACCUGGUCCCAUUCCUCCUGUUGAUAGAGGUCACCGACAUACCGUAGAAUCUAGAGAGCCUCGUGACCCUGAUGAAGAUGUAAUGCGAGGCAUUAGGAUUGAAGCCCCCACCUUCGAUGGUCGUCUUGAUCCGAAAGUCUUCUCCGAUUGGCUACACGAAAUGGAUCACUUCUUUGAGUGGUACAAUCUGUCGGAAGAGAAAAAAGUCCGAUUCGCUAGAAUGAAACUCCUUGGUCGUGCUAAGUUGUUUUGGCAAAACACCGAACAACUGUUAGCCAGGAGACAUCAACCUGCUAUUACCGAUUGGGUAGAGAUGAAAGAAAAAUUAAAAGAAAAAUAUCUUCCAUUAAGUUAUCAAUCUGACCUCCUAGAUCGAUGGAACAAUUUACGACAAGGUAGUCGCACAGCUACUGAUUACAUCGCCCAAUUUGAUGAAUUUAUGAUGCGAAGUAAUAUAGCUGAAGAUGAACGUAUGAUCUUAAGCCGGUUUCGACGAGGCCUAAAUGAUGAGCUUAGGAAAGAACUUGUCCUUCGUGAAGUGGCCACCUUAGACCAAGCAUAUACAUUUGUGCAAAACUACGAACAAUUCUCCAAAUCUGUGUUUGCUAGGCGCCCUGACACCAGGCGUGUUCCCACUAGUGCCCAACCAUCUGGACCCAAAACCCCAGUCAGUUCUGUCCCACCCAAGCCCUUUUCUUCUCCACCUAUCCAAAAUCGAGAUAUUAAAGGCAAAGGAAUUUUAGGUGAACCUCCAAAAACAAGCUCAAGAAUUCAGUGCUUUAAAUGCCAAGGGUUUGGUCAUGUUGCCUCCCAAUGUGCAAAUCAGACCCUUGUUAUUGAUGCACAUGAACAGAAGGAUGACAUAGAUAAUUUGGAGGAACAAAUUUAUGAGCCUAAUUUAGAUGAUAUUCAAGAUGUCGAAGAUGAACCCGAGGACGAAUCACUCACUUUAGGUUGUAUCCGACCUAAUCCCCAGAUAAUUGCCCACGAACCUGACCGAUCCACUGUGAAUGUAGUAAGGUGUGCAAUUACCCAGCCUAAAGCGACUGAUGACUGGAGACGAACCUCAAUUUUCCACACUUACAUUAAAUGCGGCGAAAAAGACUGUAAAGUUAUUAUUGAUAGCGGGAGCUGCAUUAAUGCGAUAUCUUCCAGCAUUGUCGCCCGCUUGGGUCUGACCCCUGUGUCCCAACCUCACCCUUAUAAGGUCUCCUGGAUCGACACGUCGUCCAUUCACAUUAAGGAACGGUGUCUUGUACCUAUUCAAAUCCUCUCUUAUAAAGACACUGUCUGGUGUGACGUACUCCCAAUGGACGUAGGUCAUCUGAUAUUAGGUAGGCCUUGGUUGUUCGAUCUCGAUGUCACCAUCUACGGUCGAACUAACUCUUGCUCCUUUGUCUUCCAGGGUAAAAAGAUUAAGCUUAAUCCUUUACGGCCCAAAACGCUAAAUAAGGGUACGAACAAGAGUAAAUCAAAGGGGAAGGAACUGCAUAUCCUUAACCCCACGGAAUUUGAGAGGAACGUCUUUAAGGACUCUCCGGUGUUUGCCCUGCUAGUUAAAGAACUUCAGCCACAUCUCACAAGCACAUUAUCGGCUGAAUCCCUCGCUAUUCUCGAGGAGUUCAAAGAAGUUUUUCCGGAAGACCUUCCAGAUCAUUUACCCCCUUUGCGUGAUAUUCAGCACGCCAUUGACCUAGUCCCGGGAGCUACCCUUCCUAACCUGCCCCAUUAUCGGAUGAACCCUUCUGAUCAUGCAGAGCUCCUAAAGCAAAUUAACGAGCUUUUACAAAAGGGAUUUAUUCGAGAGAGUCUAAGUCCUUGUGCCGUACCUGCCCUUCUUACUCCAAAAAAAGAUGGGACUUGA